GACUGCGGGGAACGAGCUGAGGGAACCGGGGAGCGCUGAGGGGCAGCGGGGAACGAGCUGAGGGACAGGCGGGACGGGUGAAGACGAGCUGAGGGAACCGGGGAGCUCUGAGGGGCAGCGGAGGAACGAGCUGAGGGAACUGGAACUUGAGCUGAGGGACAGGGAAGGAACGAGCUGAGGGAACUGGAUCUUGAGCUGAGGGACAGGGAGAACACGAGCUGAGGGAACCGCAAAGGCCAGUCUGGGGCGGACUGAGGGUACCGGGAGAGCUCUGAGGGACAGGGGGGAACGAGCUGAGGGCACCGGGGCGGCUCUGAGGGGUCGGUGCCAGGUGAGGGCUGAGGGGAAGCCCGGCCAAUGCAGGUGCUGAGCCCCAGCUCGUGUGGGUGGGCGAGCAGAGAGGACCGAUACCCUUCCAGUGAGGGAAAAUGGAGAGAUUUUGGGGGGACAGUGGAGAAAAUGCUGGAAAAGUAGUUGGAGUGUCCAUGGGAGGCAAAUGAGAAGAAACGGUUAAACUCUGUUAGGCUGCAGUGGCAGGAGGAUGGGGUGGUUGUGGUGAAGAUACAUGUGGGGUUUUUCUGUUUGCUUUUAGGUUUCUCACUCCAAGGACAGUGAUGUGGAGGUAUUGGAGGCACUGGAGGGUUGAAAAGGAUGCAGGGAAGAACAAGAACAAAUCGAGGAUGCCUUGCUGUGCCUAGGCUCUAGACCUGCUUAAGUGCAUAUGUGUGACCCUCCAUGGUUUUCCUGGCGUCUUCCAGGAGAGAUCCCAGGUCCAUUCCUCAGUCCUGAUUUUGUGGGAUCACCUGCAGCACUCAGGGAGUUGAGGUGGGGAUCGAGGCAAGGGGGUGUGAGAACUGCAACCCAAAUGCCAACUAAUUUUACAAUGGGCACCAAUAUUGUCCCUCACAUUUACAGCGGGGGGGAAAUAAAGGCACUGACAGAUUAAAUCUAGUCCAAGAUGAAACAGAAAAGCAGUGGAAGGUCAUGAGUCCAAUGCACUGUCUCUGGGUCUGAGUCACUGCUCUGUGAAUAAGGCUGCAAUGCUGAAAAUAUGGCAUUUUGGGGAUGAUUAUUUUGACUAUUAGAAAAGCAUUCCUACUUUCCCACCAAGUGCCUCCAUCAUAACCUCACUUGAACAUAAAUACAUGGUGUGAGCUGUGUAGUGUUUGUCCUUAGGAGGAAAAAAAAAACUGGGAAAGAGCCAAGGCAGUAUGUCACUGUAUGUUCCUGUUUAUUCCACUUCUUAUUUUUCACAUGUUUUAUAAAAUGUGUAUCUGCAGUGACUAAUACUUCCAAGUAACCAAUUGGUGCCAGUAAAUGGAAGCACCAUCUGUAAGGAACUGAUUUGCAGAAGCCAAGUUCUCAAACAUCUGAGGAGGAGGAGGUGUUAUAACUUAGUGAGAGACGACCAAAGUGUAGACUUGGGCUUGGUAGUCAAGAUGAUUUUAGAUGUAUUAUGUAAGUAGGAUGUGAGAGGAAAGGGGAAAUGGAGACCAAAUGAUGGAGCUCUUGUUCAGUAGGAACAAAGAUGAAGUAACCCGUGGUGAGAGAAAGGCGACAAGAAAAGGAUUUUGCAUUCGCGCGUUGCUGGGCUUUGGAAUUUUCUCCCUGGAUUUCAGUUCGUUUUUCGCGUUUGCAAUACCAGGCUGAGCUCGUGCAAGCUGAGCUCCCCCUUCAUUCUUCACUGGCUCCCAUGGGAGCAGGGUGUGGAUUGAGGGCUCUUCCCUCCACUCCUUUCAUCCACGAGGUCUAAGGGAAGGAAGAGUCGGGUGUCAAUAACUGUCCUCUUCUCCUGUUGAUUUGAUCCAAUGGACUGACAUGCAGGGGAGACUCAGAUGAAAGUUGCACCUGAGGAGUGUUUGUGCUCAUAGCUGAGGAACCUUCCCAAAGCUGCCUUCCUCAUUAUCCACCAAAGUCCUCCUGCUGUUCCACAUACUAAUUCCAGAGGGUGGAAUUAAUGCUUUCUUAUGGCAAAGGCCAACUGUAACUGUUGCUUCACACUGAAAACACAGAGGGAGAAGGUAUUUCACUAAACCAUCACCAGUGGACAUCACAACAGGAAGAAGAUGACAGCCACGGGGUGCGAUUCCUUCCCCGGCUGAUGCCGCUCUGAGCAUCCAGAGCCGGCCGAAGGCAGCAGCGGUGCAGUCGCUGUGACAGUGCGAGGGCAGAAGCUCUGGACGGUAGAGGAUGCUAGAGAAGAGGGCCAAGCAGCAUCCAGGAGCUUUCCCCUGCUAUCCUGGGAAUGUGCUGGGUGUCUCCAUGGGCUGGGAGGAGUAAAAACAGGAUCCACUGGGAAUUUUUAGCACUUUGAGUUGCUGAUAACUGAUGGAAGGCGACGAGCGGGCGAUAAAUUCCCUGUUCCCGGGCAGGUUGUCUUUCCUCCUGUAAUUAAUUCAGCCCCAACCCAAACUGCUGAGGCUCUCAAGGAGUUAAGAUACAACAAUGGUGGCACUUACACUGUUCCAGUGGAUUCUAAAAGGGCUUAUCUUGACUUUUCUGCUGAAAACUACUCUGUCCCUAAAUCCAGAUGAUCCAAAUGUUUGUAGUCAUUGGGAAAGCUAUGCUGUGACAGUGCAGGAAUCUUAUGCUCACCCCUUUGAUCAGAUCUAUUACACACGAUGCACAGACAUCCUCAACUGGUUCAAGUGCACCAGACACAGGAUCAGUUAUAAAACCGCCUAUCGGAGGGGGCUGAGGACGAUGUACCGGCGGAGAUCCCAGUGCUGCCCGGGCUACUACGAGAGCGGAGACUACUGCAUCCCUCUGUGCACUGAGGAGUGUGUGCAUGGGAGGUGUGUCUCUCCUGACACGUGUCACUGUGAACCAGGAUGGGGAGGCACUGAUUGCUCCAGUGAUCUGGCCACCUCUGAUGGGCUGGGGGAGCCCAGCACCGCUCCAGCAGAGACUGGUGGGAACAGCAACUACAACAGCUGUGACAGCGAGCACUGGGGGCCCCACUGCAGCAACCGCUGCCAGUGCCAGAACGACGCGCUCUGCAACCCCAUCACGGGCGCCUGUGUCUGCGCCGACGGGUUCCGCGGCUGGCGCUGCGAGGAGCUCUGCGAGCCCGGCACCUACGGCAAGGCCUGCCAGCUCCAGUGCCAGUGCCACCACGGGGCCACCUGCGACCACCAGACCGGAGAGUGCCACUGCGCGCCCGGAUACACCGGAGUCUUCUGUGAGGAGCUGUGUCCCCCCGGCAGCCACGGCGCCCAGUGCGAGCUGCGCUGCCCCUGCCAGAACGGGGGCGUCUGUCACCACAUCACCGGGGAGUGCUCCUGUCCCGCGGGAUGGACGGGGCUGGUGUGUGCACAGCCAUGUCCUCCUGGAACCUUUGGAAUCAACUGCAGCCAGGACUGUCCGUGCCACAACGGAGGACACUGUGACCCCGUGACAGGAAAAUGCAUCUGCACAGCUGGCUAUAUAGGAGACAGGUGCCAGGAGGAGUGUCCCAUCGGGACAUACGGCUUCCAGUGCUCACAAACCUGCGACUGCCAGAACGGGGCCAAGUGCUACCACGUCAACGGAGCCUGCAUCUGUGACCCCGGCUUUAAAGGGAUUUACUGCCAAGAAAGGAUGUGUCCAGAAGGGUUUUAUGGCCUCAAAUGCAACAAGAGAUGUCCUUGCAAUAUUACCAACACCCUCAGCUGCCACCCCCUGUCUGGAGAGUGUAGCUGCAAGGCUGGCUGGGCUGGGCUCUACUGCAACGAGACGUGUCCCCCGGGCUCGUACGGCGAGGGCUGUGCCCUGGCCUGCCCCUGCCACAACGGGGCCGACUGUGACAGCGUCACCGGGGCCUGCUCCUGUGCCCCCGGCUACACGGGAGAGGACUGCACCAUCACCUGCAUGGCAGGAACCUACGGAACCAAUUGCUCCUCAGUUUGUAACUGCAAGAACGACGGUGCCUGUUCCCCUGUGGACGGGCUGUGCUACUGCAAAGAAGGCUGGCAAGGAGUGGAUUGCUCUAUUCCAUGUUCAAGUGGAAGUUGGGGUCUGAACUGUAACCAGACGUGUUCCUGCACCAACGGAGCUGCCUGCAGGCCAGCAGACGGCUUCUGCCUCUGCUCCCCGGGAUGGCAGGGGGAGUUCUGUGAGCAGCCCUGCCCUGAUGGAACAUAUGGUCUUAAUUGCAGCGAGCGUUGUGACUGUAACCACGCCGAUGGGUGUGACCCUGUCACUGGGUACUGCUGCUGCCUCGCAGGCUGGACAGGCAUCCACUGUGACAACAUCUGCACCCAGGGCCGCUGGGGCCCCAACUGCUCCAUCUCGUGCAGCUGUGAGAACGGGGGAUCCUGCUCCCCAGAGGAUGGCACCUGCGACUGCGCCCCGGGAUACAGGGGACCCUUGUGCCAGAGAAUUUGCCCCCCUGGUUUUUAUGGACACCACUGUGGCCAGCCCUGCCCCCAGUGUGUGCACAGCAAUGGUCCUUGUCACCACGUGUCGGGACACUGCGACUGCCUGCCUGGAUUCUUUGGCCCUCUCUGCAACCAAGUGUGUCCCAGUGGGAAAUACGGGAAGGACUGUGCCGAGGUGUGUCAGUGCACCGAGAACGGGACGUGCAAUCCCAUCGACGGAUCCUGCCAGUGCUUCCCAGGCUGGAUAGGCAUGGACUGCUCUCAGACCUGUCCCAGUGGGUUUUGGGGCCCUGACUGCUUUCAUUCCUGCAACUGCCACAACGGAGCACUGUGCAGCCCCUACGAUGGAGAGUGUCGAUGUACCCACGGCUGGACGGGGCUCUUCUGCACUCAGCGUUGCCCAGCUGCUUUUUAUGGAAAGAACUGUGCCAACGUGUGCCAGUGUCAGAACGGAGCUGACUGUGACCACAUCACCGGGCAGUGCACGUGCAGGACUGGAUUUACAGGCAAACAGUGCGAGCAGAAGUGCUCACCAGGAACGUUUGGUUAUGGUUGCAAACAACUUUGUGAGUGCAUGAAUAAUGCUACAUGUGACCAUGUCACGGGGACCUGCUACUGCAGCCCAGGCUUCAAAGGAAUCCGGUGUGAUCAAGCGGCUCUUAUGAUGGAAGAAUUAAACCCCUAUACUAAAAUUAGCCCUGCUCUUGGAUCAGAGAGGCACUCAGUGGGAGCAAUCAUUGGAAUUAUUAUUCUCCUUCUAAUUAUUAUGGUCUUGCUGGCACUGUUUGUGUGGUAUCGACGGAAACAGAAGGAGAAGGGCCAUGACAUGCCAAGUGUAUCUUACACUCCAGCCAUGAGGAUGACUAAUACAGAUUACUCACUUUCUGAUGUAUCUCAAGGUAGCGGCAGUGUACACUGCUUUUCCAAUCCCAGCUACCACACUCUCUCAUGUGGUGUGACCUCACGCUUCUUUCCCAGUAAUCUGGAUGGAAACAGCUCCAGUAAGCUCAGUAACAAAACCCUUGACAGAGACACUGCAGACUGGAGACCCUACAGCUAUCUGAAUGAACUAGGUGCUUGUGGGAUGGAUAGACGUCAGAACACAUACAUAAUGGAAAAAAGCUUCAAAGAUUAUAUGAAAGAGUCUGUGUGCAGCUCCAGCACUUGUUCCCUGAACAGCAGUGAAAACCCCUACGCCACCAUUAAAGACCCCCCCAUUUUAACCUGCAAACACUCCGAGAGCAGCUACGUGGAAAUGAAAUCGCCUGGUCACAGGGAGUCCCCAUAUUCCGAAAUGCCAACUUCAUCCACAGCCAAUAAAAACAUCUAUGAAGUUGAGCCCACUGUCAGCAUAGUCCAAGACGGCCGCAGCCGGAGUGCCAGUUACCUCCAGAAUCCAUACGACCUUCCCAGGAACAGCCACAUUCCUGGUCACUACGACCUCCUCCCCGUCCGGCACAGCCCGACACACGGGCCCUCUUGGGACAAGCAGUCUUAAAGGGAUGGACUCCACUGUGCUGCCAACACAAACUGUGAGGAAGCAGAGGAGAAGCCAUUCCUUUUCCACGCUGUGGGAUGCUGACGGAUGUGGACUGGCUUACGCAAGGACCUGACGUGACACAACAUCAGCUUGGGCCAACUGCUGCUGCAUGAUGUUAUUUAUAAAGACAUUUUUAUAUGGGUAACUGGAACUAACAGAACCUCCUCCACGUGUGGCUGGAGUACAUCACCCCAGGAAGGUGUCCACGUGCUCCAGGCAAAAACUCUCCGUGGCUUGUAUUCUAACCCUGGCUUUGCUGUAAAAUAAACCACAAACACAUGCUAAGUAGAAGGACUUAAAGAUGUACAUUUUUACCAACUGCAUCAAGAAACCUUUUACCUUUAGGAACAAGGUGACUGGGAAUGCACUGGAAUUGAUUUUCAUCUUUGUCAUGGGAAUGGACAUUUUUCUGAAUGAGAGCAGGGAAACUUGUCAUUUCACUGUCAGGACACCUCAUUUACUGCCACCACCAUGUGCAGCCUGUGCAGAUCACGCUCGGUAAUUAGCAUUGGGAUUUUCAUCUCUACACUCAGUACCAGAGGGUUUGAGUUGAGGAAUAUUAACACAGACACUUUCUGUGCCGUUUUUUAAAUCUUUCCAAAUGUCCCCUGAUCUUUGCUAAUGACCAUUUCCACAAUGAACCCCCCCCCCCACUUUACCACGCUUCUGAUUGGCACAGAUGGGCUUUAAUUUUCCUUAUACAGCUUCUGUUUUGUUGGCUAAAUCCAGCAGAUCUGUCAGGCCUGUAACCUGCUGCACCUCCCUUUCCUGCCCUGGGACAGUGCAGGUCUGCACAGACCAGCCCUGGUUUCAUUUCCUUUCCCAAAGCUGAGCCACAGCAGCUUCUCUCUCCCAUCUUUUCAAACCAUCUCCUCGUGGUUCACUUGUCAGCAUGCCACUGAUGACACCCUUUAAUUUGAUGGGCAUUACCAUGUAGUGCAACGUUAUCCUUUGGUGAUUCUACCUGAAAUGUCAUUAAAUGGAGCUGAAACUGGGUUUUCUUUUUCAGCAGCUGUUUGUGAACUAAUUAUCACGGGGCUGACCCAUGGUAAAGUUUUGCAUUGCGCCACCACAAUUAUUUUUUUUUAAUUUAUAAUCUUUAUUGACCUAGAAAGUAGAGUACUUGCCGUUAGUUCCUUGUAGAUUUUGAGCAUGAAGUAGUAUUGACUCUAAGUAUGUAAUUUUAUUAGGCAAACGUGGAAGUAGCAAGUUGAUGCCUCUUAAAUAUAAAGAAAUAUUCUGUUGCACAUUCGCCAGCCUGGUGGAAGCAGAAGAGAACGGAACCAGAUCCAUCAGUUUGCUCAACACGAUCCCUUGGGUGAGCUGCUGGGCUUGGGACUGGAAAGAGGAGCCCUCCAGCUGGGAGAAAGUGGCUGGAUCCUGGCUCUGUGUCAGACCAGGAUCACUUGGAGCACCAUGGAGGGGCCCAUCCUGUCCCCACAGAUGGGCUCAGCCUGGGAUUGAAGCCCCUGGCAGGACACCCCUGGGAGCCCUGUCCUUGGGAAUCCUGCCCUGGGAGCCCUGUCCUUGGGAAUCCUGCCCUGGGAGCCCUGUCCUUGGGAAUCCUGUCCCUGGGAGCCCUGUCCUUGGGAAUCCUGCCCUGGGAGCCCUGUCCCUCGGAGCCAGGACCCACCAGGUGGUCAGGCUGGCUCUGAACCCCCCAACCUGAGCCCAGAGACCCCCCCAGGCUCCCGGAGCAGCCGAUGUCCAUGUCCCAGGAUCAUUCCCACACGAUUCCCUGAAUGCUGCAUGUGUGCAUGGGGGCCCUGACCAAGCAGCAGUAGCAGUUUUGUUUUCCAGGAAAGCCUUAUUUGAGAUGUAAGUUAUUUUGUAGGGCCAGUAGGAACAUAUUUUAUGUACAUGAACGGAAAGACUUACCUCAAAAAUAUCAAGAGAAAGGCAGUUGGAUAAGGAAUACUCUUGUGGAGCCCUACCUUGACACCCAGCACAAGCAGCCCCAGCUGCCAGCCUGACCCAUGUUUGUGUGUUGCUGUAGUUUGCAAUGAGACUCCAGAGAGCAGAGAUGUGCUCAGUUGUUGUGUUGUUUCUUGGUUUUUUUUCAAAGCAGGAUUUUGAAACCAAAUGCAAUGACGCAUAGAGCUUAAAAGGAAAAAAAACAAGCAAAACCAACAAAAAAAGGUACCUUCUUGUAUAUUAGCGUCAGCUUAGGAAACAGGCACCAAAAUGGCAAUACUUUUUUAAGGCAAGACAGAUUUGUAAUAUAUUUGUUCACUGUACAAAGGUAUCCUACCUUGUACAAAAUAAAUUGAAUUUCUCUCAC
Molecule: messenger RNA, 8179 nt
Organism: Pipra filicauda (Wire-tailed manakin)
Lineage: Eukaryota; Metazoa; Chordata; Aves; Passeriformes; Pipridae
Gene: MEGF11
Product: multiple EGF like domains 11
Exons: 32
Coding region: 2446-5856 (1136 amino acids)
Molecular function (GO): protein binding
Source: RefSeq, a predicted model, not a curated record